GUACUACGGCGAGACCAUCUGGCAACACUGGGCUGUUAGUGUUUUCUGAAGCCACUAGCCGCAGCCACUAGCCAGCAAACUCAAAAGAAUCUAGACAGCAUGGUGGAUAAAUCGUCAUAGAAGAUUAAUUAUUUUUGUUAUUUAAGUUGGUUGUAGUAGUGCUAUAUUAUUUCAGUACAUAUAUUGACUAACGCAAUCAAUAAUGUCGAUAGAUGAAGUGGAAAUCGAUUGGGGUAAUGAGCGUUUAAGCAGGGCUCAACGUGCUGUAGAAGCAAAUACAUAUGAUGUGGAUUCCUGGUCUCUCCUAAUACGGGAGGCUCAAACACGACCUAUCAACGAAGUUCGGACUGUGUAUGAGAAACUUAUUGCUGCCUUUCCUACUACAGGAAGAUUUUGGAAAAUUUAUAUAGAGCAGGAGAUGAAAGCGAGAAACUUUGAAAAAGUAGAAAAGUUGUUCCAGCGAUGUCUUAUGAAAAUCCUAAACAUUGAGCUGUGGCGGUUGUAUCUUAAUUAUGUUAAGGAAACAAAGUGUAUGCUGCCAACUUACAAAGAAAAAAUGGCGCAGGCCUACGACUUCGCAUUGGAUAAAAUUGGUUUGGACAUUCACGCCUACCCAAUAUGGAAUGACUAUGUGACCUUUCUGAAGUCUGUUGACGCUGUGGGAUCGUACGCUGAGAACCAAAAAAUCUCGGCUGUUAGAAAGGUGUAUCAAAGAGCUGUUAUUACUCCAAUUAUUGGAAUAGAGACUUUGUGGAAGGACUACAUUGCCUUCGAACAAGGAAUUAAUACUAUUAUAGCGGAACGUAUGGCAAUGGAGCGAUCUAGGGAAUAUAUGAAUGCGCGGCGUGUGUCCAAAGAGCUGGAGACAGUUACUCGAGGCCUUAAUAGGAAUAUGCCGGCAACACCACCCACAGCAGAUAGAGAGGAGAUGAAACAGGUGGAAUUAUGGAAGAAAUAUAUAUCCUGGGAGCGUUCUAAUCCUCUUCGUUCUGAGGACACAGCAUUAGUGGCAAGACGGGUUAUGUUUGCCAUAGAACAGUGCCUAUUGUGUCUGGCGCACCAUCCCGAUGUGUGGCAUCAGGCUGCACAGUUCUUGGAUCAUUCUUCAAAGUUACUGACGGAGAAAGGGGACUCAAACGCUGCUAAACUAUUCUCUGAGGAAGCGGCAGCGGUAUACGAGCGAGCGACGAGCGGUCCGCUCAAGCAAUCGACGUUAUUGCAUUUCGCGCAUGCUGACUAUGAAGAAAGUCGGCUGCAUUAUAAUAAGGUACACCAAGUGUACACCAGAUACUUGGACAUGGAAGAUAUCGAACCCACACUUGCCUACGUCCAGUACAUGAAGUUCGCUCGAAGAGCUGAAGGGAUCAAAUCUGCUCGAACUGUGUUUAAAAGAGCAAGAGAGGAUCCUAGAUCCCGCUACCACGUCUUCGUAGCAGCUGCCCUUAUGGAGUACUAUUGCUCAAAAGACAAGAAUAUCGCGUUCAGGAUAUUUGAACUGGGACUCAAGAAAUUCUCACAUAUACCCGAAUACGUGCUGUGUUAUAUUGAUUAUUUAUCGCAUUUAAAUGAGGAUAACAACACGCGUGUACUCUUUGAACGGGUUCUAUCUUCGGGUAGUUUGAAGCCGGAGAGCUCAGUUGAUAUUUGGAAUAAAUUUUUGGAGUUUGAGUCGAAUAUUGGAGAUUUAGUGAGCAUUGUCAAAGUUGAGAAGCGGAGACAAGCUGUAUUAGAAAAGAUAAAAGAAUUUGAAGGCAAGGAGACAGCUCAAUUAGUGGACCGAUACAAGUUCCUUGAUCUCUAUCCCUGUACGAUUGCUGAGUUGAAAUCAAUUGGAUAUACUGAGGUGGCAGCAAUGUCAAACAGAUCCUGGGCGCUAGGGGGCGCUUUGGCCGGAAUAUCACCAGAACUUGCGGCUGUCAUUUUGGGGCAAAAAGAUAACGACCCGAACAAGGACAUAGCCCGACCUGACACAAAUCAGAUGAUUCCAUACAAACCUAAAUCAAACCCACUCCCUGGGGAACAUCCUAUACCUGGUGGGGCAUUCCCCGUACCUCCAGCGGCAGCUCACCUGUGCACCUUGAUGCCUCCGCCAUCUUCAUUCCGAGGUCCAUUUGUGGCUGUGGACCGAUUAAUUUCACUCUUCAAUAGGAUAUCGUUGCCCGAUAGACCACCUGCGCCGACGCAAGAAAACGGAUGUGACACGAAGCUGUUUGAUCUAGCCCGGUCAGUUCACUGGAUUGUCGAUGAUGACGGCCUGACUACUGUUACAAAUAAGGCCCGAAGAAGAAAAGCCGGCGAAGAUUCUGAUGACGACGAGUUGGGAGUUGCGCCUCCUGUCAACGACAUCUACCGCCAAAGACAACAGAAACGGGUUAAAUAGUGCAACACCAUCGAUACUUGAAAUGGCGAAUCUGUUCUGCGCAAGUAAAAUAUUCACAUUAUCAGUUUCAUUGAUAUCUUUGAUUAAUAAAACAAAAAAUAAGGCA
Pieris brassicae (large cabbage white) is the source of this 2486-nucleotide messenger RNA. It is a transcript of the gene su(f), whose product is annotated as protein suppressor of forked. The transcript is spliced from 18 exons. Gene Ontology annotation, molecular function: protein binding; mRNA binding. Gene Ontology annotation, cellular component: nucleus. Bases 203 to 2380 code for a protein of 725 amino acids. Gene Ontology annotation, biological process: mRNA 3'-end processing. Lineage: Eukaryota; Metazoa; Arthropoda; Insecta; Lepidoptera; Pieridae. The record is from RefSeq and is a predicted model, not a curated record.